GCGGCGGGCAGAUGCGGCGGAUGGCGGGGCGCCUCUCGCCCGCCGCGGGCUCCGGUCCGCCCGGCGCCCCCAUGGCCGGCAGCGGGGGCAGCAGCCGCGCGUAGCUCGUGCUCUCGCCUCUUGCUGCAACGCAUCGGCUGGUGGCCAGCACGAGAGGCAGGCGGGUGAGCCGGAUGGCCCACGGGCAGCUCGGCACAGGCGCGUCCCGUGUUUCUCCAAGAGCGGAUUGCUGAUCCUGAAGCCGGAGCAUCACAUCACUGGAAGGCAUGCCCCAAACGCUGAGUUCUACCAGUAUGUUUACCCCAUGUGGCUUCAGCCCUCAUCUACAUACUUCAAAAGAGGAUGAACAAGGAGGACUGAUCUUCCAGGAUGGAAACCUUACCUCAGCAUCUCUGGAUGCUCUAAUCCAGCAUCUGAUACCUACCACUGAUUACUACCCUGAAAAAGCCUAUAUCUUUACGUUCCUGCUGAGUUCCAGACUCUUCAUUGAACCCCAUGAGCUUUUGUCCCGAGUUUGUCACAAGUGCAUUGAGCAACAGCGGCUGGACGACCCUGUCCUGGACAAGGCUCGGAUCAGAAAAUUUGGACCCAAAAUCUUACAGUUGCUGACAGAGUGGACAGAGACGUUCCCGUAUGACUUUCAGGAAGAGCGGAUGAUUGGCCAUCUGAAAGACAUGAUUCACAGGAUAGCCCCAUGUGAUGAGGCCUACUGGAAAAAGAUGAAUCAGCUUUUGCAAACCCUGAAUCAGAAGCUUGCAACCCUCAGCCACGGGCAAGAAGGGAUUGUCAAGAUCAGUGCUGCUGUCUCUGAUAAGCUGGUUGCCUUUAAAAGCAAACCUCCAUCAAUUCAGAGAGAAAUCCUGAGUGUCUGCAGUGACCCUUACACUCUGGCUCAGCAGCUGACACAUGUGGAGCUGGAAAGGCUAAGUCACAUUGGACCUGAGGAGUUUGUGCAGGCAUUUGUACAUAAAGACCCUCUGGAUGGCACCAAGACUUGUUUCAGCGAACAGAAGAAGACAAGUAACCUUGAGGCCUAUGUGAAAUGGUUCAAUAGACUCUGCUAUCUUGUAGCAACAGAAAUUUGCAUGCCUGCAAAAAAGAAACAGCGAGCACAAGUCAUUGAAUUCUUCAUUGAUGUUGCCCGUGAGUGCUUUAACAUAGGGAAUUUUAAUUCGCUGAUGGCAAUCAUUUCUGGAAUGAACAUGAGUCCAGUUUCCAGACUAAAGAAGACUUGGUCAAAAGUGAAAACAGCCAAAUUUUUCAUUCUUGAGCACCAGAUGGACCCUACUGGUAACUUCUAUAACUACAGAACAGCGUUGCGGGGGGCUGCUCACAGAUCCCUCACCGCACACAGCAACAGAGAGAAGAUUGUGAUUCCCUUCUUCAGCCUAUUGAUCAAAGACAUUUAUUUUUUGAAUGAAGGAUGUGCUAAUCGCCUUCCAAAUGGACAUGUCAACUUUGAAAAAUUUCUGGAACUGGCCAAGCAAGUAGGAGAAUUUAUAACAUGGAAGCAAGUGGAGUGUCCCUUUGAACAAGACCCUAACAUCAUCCACUACUUGCAUACUGCUCCCAUUUUUACUGAAGAUGGUUUGUAUCUGGCUUCCUAUGAAAGUGAAAGUCCGGAAAACCAGACAGAAAAAGACAGAUGGAAAUCCUUAAGAUCAACUAUUUUAGGAAAGACAUGAAGAUUAAGAGAUGAUUGCAGUAGGUCAAGGAAAAGAAAUCCGCAAACAUUUUGCACUACUGAUUCCAAAGAUGCCUGUUUGGGAUUUAGACAAUUUCUUUUGUUUUGAGUUUUUUGUUGGGUUUUUUUGACUGCCUGACGUGAUGGAUGAACUGGAUUCAUCCACUGAAAUCAACAGAACUGUGUGCACAAUGACGCUUUUCUAACUGUGAGACACAGAGAGGAAGGACAAACAGACUAUUUGUGGCUGUGCCCAAACUGCAUCAGGAUCACUAACUUUUGCCUCUGAAGGAAAACACAAGAAAAUCAGGAGCAUGGAGAACCAUGGAACUGCAAAGGAGAACGGAAAAGUGUAAAAAACGGAAAGCAAAAAAUACACAUGAAUAUUUCAGAAGCAGGUGCUUCAGACAGCAGCUCUUUAAACCCUCUGAGUAUUGUAAAAUGGAAUCUAACACAGACACAGCAGCAAUCUGGUUAAUUGCUGAACGAAGAAAGGACAACUUAAUCUUGCCUUAGCAGUCCCCCAGCCUUGUUGAACAAAGCGCUGACUGCUACAGGUAUAAGCUUCCAGCGGAUGAAAACUGACAUUGCUCGCUCAUAUCUAUACGUGUAUGUCACAAACAGACCACAUCAGCGUGGGACAGGGACAAACCCUGUGCAGUUUUACAGAGAACAAUCUGAAGUACGACUAUCACUUAGUUCUUCUUCCCACCACUGUUGUUGCUUUUCUUACUGUGAAUCUUGGCGGAUCGGAGGAGGGUACAGAGUGUAGACAGUAUUGUCUAGAGACCCCACACACCACAUCUAAGGUUGAACUGAAGAAGCAAAUGACCCUGAACUCAGCUUACAUUUAUUUAAUGUAUGUAGUGUAUCCCUAAUUUUGUUGAUGCUAAGUUGCAUCUUUUAGAGAGUUUAAUGACAGGUAAAGAAAAUAGAUACUGCAUUACCAUUUGAAAAAAAAUCUAUCGGUUUUCAAUUAAUACAGUGCUGUUGAUUUUUCAACACAAUGCUAAGAAGAUAGGAAGCAGGAGGUAAUCACUCUGAAUUUGUGAACUACACAGUAUGCUUUAAAAAGACAAAGGGUUUCAGACUAGGAUGAAUGCACUAAAGAAUUUGUCAUUCAUGAGCAGGUAACCAUUUUUCUCUUUUAUUUUUAGAAUCUAAAUGACAUUCACCAUUUCCUUACAGAUAAAAUGAAGUUAGGACUAUGUCUUGCGUUUAAAAUUGUACAUUAAUCAAGGUGCUCCUGUAAGACAUAUAUUAAAUGAUAAUGAACUACGUGGAUAUUAGAUUCAAAACUAAGCCCUAACAGUAGAGUGAUUGUUUGUAUAUGGAAGGACUAUUCCUACCUUCCUCAGAAAAGACCUCAAAAGGCUUAAAGAAACCUGAAGGCCACAUGAUACUGAACUUUGCAUUUAUUAGUGACUUGAUGCUGGCCUUUUCAGUUGUUCCAGUCUUUCUCUGUCUAAACUACAAGGGUGUAACCCUUUCUUUGAGAUCAGUGAUAGUGUUAUUGCAAUACAAAGUGAUUCCAAGUGGCUGUAGUGGUUUGAGAAAAAAAACUGGCUGUGCUGGCCUGUGCGUUUUGCCAGAAAACUGGAACGGUUCCUGCCCUCUGCCAGGCCUCAGAAGUUAUCCGUGCCUGAGUGAGUUGUUGAAAUGUGAGGCGUUGGUGAGCUUGUGUUUGAGGGCAGCUCUGACAAUUGAGCUGCAGGAGUACAGCAGCCCAAGACAAGCUCUGUGUGAUGUACGAACGGUCUGUCAUAUCUGCAGUGCCAUUCUUAUGUUGGGUUUUGAUCUGAAAGCCUGGGCAGUCUGGGUCGUGGUCACCUGGAAUCCACUGAUCGUGCAGUUGCUGAGAUGAG
Cuculus canorus (common cuckoo) is the source of this 3549-nucleotide messenger RNA. RefSeq names its product RasGEF domain family member 1C (gene RASGEF1C). Gene Ontology annotation, molecular function: guanyl-nucleotide exchange factor activity. Gene Ontology annotation, cellular component: plasma membrane. NCBI's taxonomy places the organism in Eukaryota, Metazoa, Chordata, Aves, Cuculiformes, Cuculidae. The coding region runs from base 267 to 1685 and encodes 472 amino acids. The transcript is spliced from 15 exons. The record is from RefSeq and is a predicted model, not a curated record. Gene Ontology annotation, biological process: positive regulation of GTPase activity; Ras protein signal transduction.